AGGUAACCGAAAUAUUAAACUGCUUCCUUGCUAAGUGUACGUCCGAUUUACGUCUGGAAAUUAGUGCUAGACACCAGUUUUAAAAACGCUUGCGCAGUAGGAAAUUUACAUCAAAAUGUCACGUUAUUCAAGGCCUCCAAAUACGUCUUUAUAUGUCAGAAAUGUUAACGAAGGAGCAAGGGAAGAUGAAAUGAGAGCGAUGUUUGGUAAAUAUGGACCAUUGAAAGAUGUCUAUAUACCAUUAGACUAUUAUUCUAGGCUACCUAGAGGAUUUGCAUAUAUUCAAUUUGAAGAUCCUAGAGAUGCUGAUGAUGCACUUUAUCACUUAGACAGAACUAGAUACCAGGGCAGAGAAUUGGAGAUAGAAUUUGCUAGGGGAGAUAGAAAAUCACCAGGUCAGAUGAGAACAAAAGAUAGACCAUACCAUGGAUCUCGUUAUGAUGAUCAUGAUAGAAGGAGGUCACAUAGAUCACACAGCAGAAGCCCAAAAAGGUCACGAAGAUCCCGAUCAAGAUCCAGAACACCAGAAAGAAGAAGAUCAAGAUCAAGGUCUUAUGACAGAAGGAGGAGGUCAAGGAGCAGAAGUUACAAAAGGAAGUCAUACAGUAGGUCAAAGAGCAGGUCAUAUGACAGACAGAGAAGUAGAGACAGAUCACGUUCAUACAGUCGAUCACCAUCACCAAGGGAGAAUGGAGCACCAUAAAUAUUGAAUGGACAUUAUAAUCAUCUUGGAUACAUGACAUUUCAUUGUAAUAUAAGAGAAGAACAAGUUCAAAGUGUAUAAAAUAAGAACAUAGACAAGAAGCCAAAAUUUGUUUAUAUUUUAUGUUUUACAUGUUUUAUGUUAGGUUUUAUCAAGGAAAGAAUAUCUUUGGACAAGUUUUACAUAAACAGCUUAUUGAGAAUAAAAUUUUGAUAUUAGUAAAACAUUGACAAUAAAGCUGUACAGUUAAAGGA
Molecule: messenger RNA, 957 nt
Organism: Mytilus trossulus (common blue mussel)
Lineage: Eukaryota; Metazoa; Mollusca; Bivalvia; Mytilida; Mytilidae
Product: serine/arginine-rich splicing factor 10-like
Exons: 9
Coding region: 116-703 (195 amino acids)
Biological process (GO): mRNA splicing, via spliceosome
Cellular component (GO): nuclear speck; cytoplasm
Molecular function (GO): RNA binding
Source: RefSeq, a predicted model, not a curated record